Acanthochromis polyacanthus (spiny chromis) is the source of this 5252-nucleotide messenger RNA. RefSeq names its product four and a half LIM domains protein 2-like. The record is from RefSeq and is a predicted model, not a curated record. Gene Ontology annotation, molecular function: transcription coregulator activity. The coding region runs from base 3263 to 4108 and encodes 281 amino acids. Gene Ontology annotation, cellular component: Z disc; nucleus. NCBI's taxonomy places the organism in Eukaryota, Metazoa, Chordata, Actinopteri, Pomacentridae. The transcript has 5 exons.
ACAGAAUUAUUGAAAGCUGGAGUUAAAAAAAAAAAAAGCAAUUCUUUCUGGGAUCUGAGGCUGGCUGAGGUUUACUGAAGUUUGUUCCCGUCACAGUUAUGUGAGAAUUUCAAUUGCAGGCUGUAAAUAAUUGAUUGAAAUUCUAGGUAUAAACUUGAAUGUUUUGCAUUCUGCCCUGCUGCUGCUGUCACCCGAAUGCAAUCACUAACUUUGUCUACAGUUAAUCCAAGUACCACAAACUCCAUGAUGCAGGAGUUGGAAGCGGAGAACAUUUUAAUGAGUUGUACAUACCGAGGAGUAGACAAUUUUCUCUCCUCUUUAGCGGAGCAGAUCAUAUGUCUGGCUCUGUGACAGGUCUUGUCACCCACUCAUACCAUGACUCACUUUGGUGAGAACUGGGAUGGGGGUGGCAGGCGGAGUUGGUGGAGGCAUUACCCGGGCACUCUCAGGGCCUCCCUGAAGGGGUGUAAGGUUUUGCUAGAUUGUAGACUUAGUAGAUUGUAUCUCCUCGCCCCUGCUGCCCCCUAUGUGGCUAUCCUGUUCUGUUGAAUAUACCGUGUUGAAAGCAAGCUCUCCACGUCGCAGAAGACCACAGAGGCUUGCUCAAAGGGAUGGGUUUGUGUGAGUCCUCUUAUUAACUACUAGAGCCGCCCCUCAUCUCAACCCUAAUGGAUCCCACUUAUGCUGUCAUCACCAUGCCAACCAGCUGUCAGCUUUGGUGCAGCGAGGCUUUUGUGCUUUGGAGAGAUGCAACUGUGUCGUGUUGAUCUGUCUCAGCAUACAACAAGUCACCACCUCAAAGGAGCCACCAAAGUAAUGCUUCUCUUCUUCUCGGAGAUCAUUUGAUUAAAGGGAAAAAACAGCCACUGACACCUUAUUGUAAAGCCUGAAUACAUUAAGAUAAGAGGACACCCGAGUCCAGGUCAAAUAAAGGCCUAUUUAUUGAGGCUAGACAGGCCGCAUACGAAAUCUGUUGGCAGCUGUUCACUACUUGACUUCAGAGGAUUAAGCAGGCAAAAAGGAAUAUGCAAGAUCAGCACGCCUUUUGCUCGGCGGAGUUGGCAAUGUCUGGUGUAGAAGUUAAUAAUGGAAGAUAGAAAGACCAGCACCUGUUAAAUAUCAGAUGCAAAUCAAAGCGGUUGUAAUAAAAUUACAGACAUGCCAGCAGGAAUGCAAAUUGAAUACUAAAUACUGUACAGCAACCUCCGCUUCAGAAUCUAGUGAAUGACUCUGCCUGUUGACAUGCAAUUUAUUUUUCAUAAUAUGCCAACACACUCAAAGAGAUGAGAGUUUUUGUUUGCUGGAGAAUAUAGGUCACCUCCACUCAGCUGCCUGGAUGUCACAUGACAACUGACAUACAGUACUGUGUGGCAAAACAACAAAAGAUUAGAAGCUUUUGCGAGGCAUUGACUAUAUUUGUCCUACAGUUGGUUCUGGGUAUAUUUAAGGCCUUUGUGAUUCACAGCCUCUGAUCUGGACAUCGGCAGGGAGUGAGGAUUCAAUAUUUUAAUCCAGCGUAAGAGAUGACUCGCGUAAUCCCGCAGAUCUACCUACUUAGAAAUAUGAAGAACCUGUAGGAGGGCAUGAUUUUAAAUCAAGAAAUAUUUCACAAAACCUUGCCCACACCUGAAUUCCUGACAUGAUACGGUUAUUUUUCGCUGAAAGCCUUGCAUAACACACAUCGGGUAGGUCAAAAAUAACAUAGCCUUACGUUAUCCCUCAGAGGCUUGUAGGUACCACCUACAUGCACUGCAGAACCGUGUUCCUACAUCAUCUGCCGCUCCAAAAAUGGCUUACUUUUAUUGCAAGCGGGUAAUUCGAGAUCGCUUUCUUUACAAGGAGCGGCACUCAAGUGAAUGUAGAGCGAAGACGGAGUGAAAGAGAGUUCAUGUACACAGAGCUGCAUUCCUCUCAGCCUCAUCACUGUCACUGACCUUCCUGUGUGUGGAUACGAGGGAUUAGGCCUGUGGGCAGGGCUGGUGGUCUUCCCGGGCUAUUUUUAUGAAGAUGUCUGCCCCCCUUGAUCCGUUUGGAAAACUGAUAUGAGCACAUGUUCUGAAAUUCAAAUGUAAUCAGUUAUCUGUCAGUCAAAGAAAAACAGAUGAAUUUGAAUAUUUAACCAUUUGGAAAACAAAGAUGCCUGUUGUUUUUUUUGUUGUUUUUUAGACAGCCAUACCUGUGGGCUCACUUAACUUGGUUGAACAAGACAAACAUUUACACAGAGAAACACGAAACGCCUGAAUUAUAAAUUCAUUUGUGAUGAUCUGGGCUCAGCACCAUUUGUUCCACAGCGACACACUCCCAAUUGACUUUAAAUGAAGUAACAGGAGUAUCACUAUUAGUAAGACGGUCGCCGUUUAAAGUGUCAUUUCUGCUCCCUGCUCGUUUAUUUCGCCGUGGAUGGAUUGAACACCCACCGGCCCGCAGCUUCCCCGUUCUGAAGUGCUGCCAAGGCGCUCUCAAUAGCCACUGAGAGGUCCUGGCAAUAUAGUUCAGUACCUGGCAACCACAAAGCUGCUGGCACCUACCUCUCAUAAGCCAUCUGCAACUGCUUGUGUGUGUAGCAGGCGCUGACAAAGGCCACAAGUGUGUCCAGACAUGUCACAGAAACCAAGUGGCCAACGCGCUCUGCUGUGGCCCCAAUGUCCAAAGUGAUAUUAGGGAGAGGUAAAGAUUUUGGAUGCUUUGGCUCAAGUUUCAUCAUUAAGUGAACUGACUGUAUUUAUUAAAAAAACAUUUAGGCGCUGACAUUAGUGACCUAGUAGGCUGUAUGGUCCCCCAAUGAUAACCUUCUUGACCUAAAGUUGCCAUUUCCUACAAUGAUUAAACCAGUUCAAGCCUUUGUGCACCAUCAGCUUCCUUAAAAGGUGCAGAAUGAUGCAGUGGAGUAUGUCCAUUCUCCCCAGAGAUUACCGCUAAUAAGAGGGCCUGUAUUUAUAGAAGAGCCCCCCAGUGGAUACCCCAUAAUCCUGCCUGACCCCUUUUCAUCCCUGCUCCAGCCCAGUGUCCGCAGUCCCCGGCUUCAGCCUCAUCCUCACCCCACAUCAGCUGAGGUAGAGACUUGUUUAAAACGACACUGCUUUUUUUUCAGUUUUUCGCAAAGAAAGGGGGAAAAAAACAGCUUGGCCUCUUUGCUUGCUUGAUGAGAGGGAGAAGGAAUUGCCUGGACUAUUACAGGGCAUUUUCAAUCUUUUCUGUUCUUCCCUAUUGUCCAAUUUUUCUCCUCCUGCUCUCUCUGACCCGCAGCUAAGAAAAGCAAACAAUGUCUACCAGCGAGCGCUUCGACUGCCAUUACUGCAAAGACUCCCUGCUGGGGAAGAAGUACAUAAUGAAAGAGGACACACAGUACUGCACUAAGUGCUAUGAAAACCUGUUUGCUAACUGCUGCGAGGGCUGCUCUUCAUCAAUUGGCUGUAACUCUAAGGACCUGUCCUAUAAGGAACGCCACUGGCAUGAGCAGUGCUUCAAAUGUGCAAAGUGCAGCCGCUCUCUGGUGGAAAAGGCCUUUGCUGCCAAGGAUGACUUGUUGCUCUGCACUGAGUGCUACGCUCAUGAUUACUCCUCCAAGUGCAGCACCUGCAAGAAAACCAUCAUGCCAGGUUCCCGCAAAAUGGAAUACAAGGGGAACAGCUGGCAUGAGACCUGCUUCCUGUGCCACCGCUGCCAGCAGCCAAUAGGAACCAAGUCCUUCAUCCCCAAAGACACCGGCUACUUCUGUGUUCCCUGCUUCGAGAAGCAGUUUGCUUACCAGUGCUGCGCUUGUAAGAAGGCCAUCACAACAGGUGGAGUGACCUACCAAGACAAGCCCUGGCACCGCGAGUGUUUCCUAUGCAUUGGCUGCAGAAAGCAGCUGUCAGGCCAGCGCUUCACCUCCAGGGAAAGCUACCCCUACUGCCUCGAAUGUUUCAGCAACCUGUAUGCAAAGAAGUGCGUGGGCUGCACCAAAGCCAUCACCAGUCUGGCCGGGGCCAAGUACAUCUCCUUCGAGGAACGCCAGUGGCACAGUGAGUGUUUCACCUGCAUGCAGUGCUCCGUGUCACUGGUGGGACGCGGAUUUCUCACCCAGCGCGACAACAUUUUGUGCACUGACUGCGGGAGGGAGAAGUAACCUUUUCAUGGAAGGAUCACAGCUUCCUCUGAAUGACAACAACAGCGCUUAUUCUGAUAAAAAUACUGUGGCUCCAUUAAUAUUCCCUGUUAGCAUGCCUGACACAAAAUUAAACUCUGAAUGUCAAAUGCUUAUCUUUGAGUUAUAAAUGACUGUGUUAUUUCCAUAAAGACAAACAUCUAUCUUUUUUUAAUAAGUUAGGUUGUCGAAUGUGCUACUGUUGAUGAAUGUUUUUCUUGUGUCCUGAAAUGAAAAAUCUUUUUUUUGUUGUUUUUUUUCUCCUCACUCAUUUAUUUUUGACAAAGAUAUUUAUUAAUAAUAUUAGUCAGUUCGAUGUUUUUUUUCCCUUUCUGAUCAGCAAAAAACUUCCUUGCAACAACAGACUAAAUAUAUUUAGGUUUUGAACUGAUGAUUGAGCAAUUUGUGGAUGUCACUUUAGCUUGAAUUUUUCACUAUUUUUAUAUGUUAUAUGGUAGAAAGGAUUAGCUGAGGAAGUUACCAGUUGUUCAAUGCUGAAAAGAAUUGUUAGGUGGAGCCCUAAAAAGCACACUGUGUUAUUGCCAAUCAGCUGGGCGGGGAUAUAAGGAGGGAUCUCCCAACUGCUCAGUUGGUUGUGGGUAGGUGACCUGGAAGGUUUGACACCAUCAGUCAGCCUUCCUCUGGGAACUUAAUUGUUUUUGUGUUGUGUCAGGGCACAGAACUCAGCACUUCUUUACUUUUGUUCUGGGGAAUGUUUUUCUUUUAAGGGGUUUCAUUUUUGUUUGGUCUAUCACCUUGGUAGAUUUUAGUGUGGGAUAGUGGUAUUCAACCACACACUAUCCUCUUUUAGACCACAGAAUCCUGUUUUCAGUUUGUGCAGUUUUUUGCUAGUUUCACCCAUUAUCAACCUUGGUUCAUUUAGUUUGGUCUGAGACAAGGGGGUGAAACGUAACAGUAGGUUAUAAGUGUCAAAAGGUAACAUCCACAUGAUCACCGAGACCCAAAGUUUGCCAGCAAAAACAUGCAUCGCAAUAAUAUUUGCCAUCUCACCUGUCAGUGGUUUUAAUGUUGUGGUGUGCUGCUGUAUGCUUACUGCACAUUGGUGAUGCCUACAAAAAUGUACUUGUACUGAAGCUUGUUUGAAUAAAUAUUUUUCUAGCCCUGC